Messenger RNA from Ailuropoda melanoleuca (giant panda), 1478 nucleotides. RefSeq names its product chromosome 14 C18orf32 homolog (gene C14H18orf32). NCBI's taxonomy places the organism in Eukaryota, Metazoa, Chordata, Mammalia, Carnivora, Ursidae. The record is from RefSeq and is a predicted model, not a curated record. The transcript has 3 exons. The coding region runs from base 531 to 830 and encodes 99 amino acids.
GCCCUGUGGGCCCGGGCUGGCGGCUGAGGAUCGGGCGGAGGUGGGCGGUGGCCCUGGCCGGUGGCUUCGCAGGCUCCAGCCCGGGUGGUGCUGAGCGAGCGCCGCGCGCUCGCAGUUGGCCUACUCUGGGCCCCCACGGCCCGGCAGCGCUUUCCCGGUGUACCCUGCUUCGCCCUCCAGACGUGCGCCCCUGCCUCCUCCGUCCACGGCCACUCACCUGCUGGCCUGUGUCCCGCCUCUCCCUGUUUUUCUGUGCGUUUCUUCUCUUCCUUGGCCUGUAUUGUCGGCUUCGCUUCGCUCUCCUAUUAUCUUCACCACCGUUCGCUCUUACUCUCUUCUGUCUUCUCAGUCGUUGUCUUGGACUCAACCUGCUCCGUAAAAUGAUGUGCUUAACUGGGUUACUUGAAGGGAGGUGGCGUUCCCCCACGGUACCUGCCCGAUUUCUAAUAGAGCCUCAGCCUUUUCCUCUGCAUUCCAUUGUUGUCUCGGACGAAGCCGAAUGAAAGAAAAUCCCUCCUCCGACAGUUUAAAUGCGUUUUGCUCGCUUUGUUGUACUACCUGAAAAUUGGCUUGCAGUUCAGGAGCUCCAGCCUGGAAGGAUGGUGUGCAUUCCUUGCAUCGUCAUCCCGAUUCUGCUCUGGAUCUACAAAAAGUUCCUGGAGCCGUACAUAUACCCUCUGAUUUCCCCCUUUGUUAGUCGGAUGUGGCCUAGAAAAACUCUUCGAGAAUCUCACGAUAAAAACAAAGGCAAAGUAGACUGCAAGGGCACAGACAUAAAUGGAUUACCAACAAAAGGACCAACGGAAAUCUCUGAUAAAAAGAAAGACUAAAGUGAUUGUUCAAAGGAUCUCAUUGUUUUAAAAAUGGACCUGAUAAUAUGAAGCACCUUGCGUGUAAUUGUCUCUGACCUUUUUCUCUGAGACCAGAAUUUAUUGGGAUAGAUAGCUUAGAUACUUACCUGAUACUAAUCAGGAAAUACAUGAUAUAUAUAUUUAAAAUGUGUUCAGUUAUAUUUAAUGAUCUCAUUCCUGAGUUCCUAUUUCAUUAAAGUAGCUUCCAUUUCUAUUUCCACAGUUAUGAAUAAAUAGAAGGUUUAUGCCAGUAGACACUGCUACUAAAUCAGUACUCAGAAAUCGUUGGGCCUCUAGCUUUUGUUCAGGCUCUUUGAAUUUGAGCAGAGUACAAUGUUACUGUGAAACAGUGCAGUGAGACUGUGCGGAGGAAGGAGAGGGGGUUUGGGGAGAUGAUGAGGACUUGAAACAUAAAGAUAUAAUUACUGUCCAGUACAAUGGAGCAACCUACUUAUGAGAGUAGUAAUUACUGUGUAUUGCUCUGAGGAAAAUAGAAAAGAGGGAAAUCGGGGAAGCGCCUUUGAAAAAUGGAAUACCUUUUACAGAAAUACCUAAUGUAUAUUACAAAAUUCUAAUUCUUGUUGCAUUCCUUCUGUUCUUACAAAGUAUAUUAAAUAUUCAGUUUAG